GCCCUCGGCAGUUGCCGAGGCUUCCCGCAGCCGUCAUGUCCGCCAGCGCCGUCUACGUGCUGGACCUAAAGGGCAAGGUGCUCAUCUGCCGGAACUACCGUGGCGACGUGGACAUGUCCGAGGUGGAGCACUUCAUGCCCAUCCUGAUGGAGAAGGAGGAGGAAGGGAUGCUGUCACCCAUCCUGGCCCACGGGGGAGUCCGCUUCAUGUGGAUCAAGCACAACAAUCUGUAUCUGGUUGCUACCUCCAAGAAGAACGCAUGUGUGUCGCUGGUGUUCUCCUUCCUUUAUAAGGUGGUGCAGGUGUUUUCAGAGUACUUCAAGGAGCUGGAGGAGGAGAGCAUCCGUGACAACUUUGUCAUCAUCUACGAGCUGCUGGAUGAGCUCAUGGACUUCGGCUACCCCCAGACCACCGACAGCAAGAUCCUGCAGGAGUACAUCACCCAGGAAGGCCACAAGCUGGAGACGGGGGCCCCGAGGCCCCCAGCCACCGUCACCAACGCGGUGUCCUGGCGGUCUGAGGGCAUCAAGUACCGGAAGAACGAGGUGUUCUUGGACGUCAUCGAGUCCGUCAACCUCUUGGUCAGUGCCAAUGGCAACGUGCUGCGCAGUGAGAUUGUGGGCUCCAUCAAGAUGCGGGUCUUCCUCUCAGGCAUGCCCGAGCUGCGCCUGGGCCUCAACGACAAGGUUCUCUUCGACAACACGGGCCGUGGCAAGAGCAAGUCCGUGGAGCUGGAGGAUGUGAAGUUCCACCAGUGUGUGCGACUCUCACGCUUCGAGAACGACCGCACCAUCUCCUUCAUCCCCCCAGAUGGCGAGUUCGAGCUCAUGUCCUACCGCCUCAACACCCACGUCAAGCCCUUGAUAUGGAUCGAGUCCGUGAUCGAAAAGCAUUCCCACAGCCGCAUUGAGUACAUGAUCAAGGCCAAGAGCCAGUUCAAGCGGCGGUCAACGGCCAACAACGUGGAGAUCCACAUCCCCGUGCCCAACGACGCCGACUCCCCCAAGUUCAAGACGACAGUGGGGAGUGUGAAGUGGGUCCCCGAGAACAGUGAGAUCGUGUGGUCCAUCAAGUCCUUCCCGGGUGGCAAGGAGUACCUGAUGCGGGCCCACUUUGGCCUUCCGAGCGUGGAGGCGGAGGACAAGGAGGGCAAGCCCCCGAUCAGCGUCAAGUUUGAGAUCCCUUACUUCACUACCUCUGGCAUCCAGGUGCGCUACCUGAAGAUCAUUGAGAAGAGCGGCUACCAGGCUCUGCCGUGGGUCCGGUACAUCACUCAGAACGGAGAUUACCAGCUCCGGACCCAGUGACGGGCCCCACGGCCAGCGCUGGCGCUCCAGGUGGAAGCAC
Molecule: messenger RNA, 1347 nt
Organism: Puma concolor (puma)
Lineage: Eukaryota; Metazoa; Chordata; Mammalia; Carnivora; Felidae
Gene: AP1M1
Product: adaptor related protein complex 1 subunit mu 1
Biological process (GO): intracellular protein transport; vesicle-mediated transport
Cellular component (GO): clathrin adaptor complex
Source: RefSeq, a predicted model, not a curated record